CCAUUUGGAUCAAAUCCAAUGACAUUUGGAAUUUGAUGCAUUUGUUUCAGAGGCUGGACCACUCUCCUGAUGAACCUCUUUUUGUCUAGGGACAUAGCUUAAAUCUGACUAGAAGCUCUUUUUUACCAUUAAUUGGGAGUUUCUGCUUCUUAGGGCUAUUGAGCUCUGCACCAACAUCCAGUCUCUAGCUUUAUGUGGAGCAUCUUUGGUGACUGAUCUAGACAAAAGUGUGAACUGGAGGGGAUAUUUUUUUCAGAUUUUGGCUGUAUUUUGCAACCACAGAAGUGACUGUUUCAUUGCUGAAGCUCUCACUGCUGAAGUGAAUGUCUGUCUCACCAAGAAUCUUUGCCCAAGAGAUGGGGCUCAAGGGUUUGAAGAUGUUGUAGGCUGGCAUGAAGGCACAGACUAGUGAAUGUUGUAGGAGAGCUAAACAGUACCAUGAAGGUAUGUAGGAUUUUCUUAUGUGAUCUUUGCUUCCUUCAUUUUUUUGGGAAAAUCACAGUGGUGGGUCUGGGAAAACAAAUUAUGCCAAAUUGAGGGGGGUUAAAGGUAGUAAAAGAGAUGAUUCACUACCAGGGGUGAAAAGUCUUGACUGAGAUCUGAAAGAGGAGGAAGGAUACAGGACAAUAAGAGCUUGCUUGCCACUGAAUAAGGGUGUGUGUGUGUGGUAGUACCAGCUAUGGGUUUGGAUGGCAGCCUAUGCUGGAAGGGUGACACAGUUGGUCUCCUCCUGUGGGUGCAAAGUCAUUGCUCAUAUGAGAUUCAGAGGAAGGUGGUGGUGUGUGCAGUAGGUUUUUCUGCAGUCUGGAUUCUCUUUCUUUGUGGUACAGAACAUACACUGACAGUACAGCAACUAGUGUGGAUAUCAGCCAUGCUCUGAUCUGCACCUUAGUGUUCUGCGGGGGAAAAAAAAUAAGCCUGAGCUCAGAUGUGCCCUAAGGGGUGUGGAUCCAUCCUGCGAAAUGAAAGUGGCCAGUCAUUCUCAAACAGGCAGAGGGUACAGCUCAUUCAAGCUGAGCAUAUUUAGAGAGGCCACAAAAGCAUAGACCUGACCCUGAUUUAGGGCUGGUAAGACUGUGCUCUGUAUUGGCAUGUGGUAUAUUUUAAUUUUGGAUAUUUAAUUGAAUAAUAGGAUAGUGCAAGCAGGAUUGGCCAGCAUUGCUCUCCAUAUACCAAAAGCAAUAUUAGAUUUGUAAUACUCCCAUACCAUUGCAAAACCUGAAAAGAACAGCUGUAGCAAGUCAGCAGAGACACAACUGUGUUGUUUCUUCUGUAGCCAUCAGAUGCUUGGCUGGAAGGAUGACAAGCCAUGUUUGUGUCCUUAUGUUCAGACUUACCAAACUGCAGGAUCCUCUCUUGUUUUUCCUUAGAAUAAUUAAAAAAAAAAAAAAAAGAAGAAAAAGAACUCCAAGGAAUUUAAUCUCUGUGCAACUGUGUACUUGUUCCUAAAUAAGUCUCCCAAACACUUUCUGAUGCUCUAGAUACAGGACAUCAAAUUCCAGCAGCAGGUGUGUUGAGAGCUGCGGGGGUCCAGUGAGGAGGUUGUGUUCCUCGGCAGAGAUUUUUUAAUUAUCACCUUGUUAAGGUGAGUGGGAAAUUCCGUCUAAAAAAAUCAUCAGUGUGGAAUGAUGCAGAAUUUUACCUCUCGCUUUCUUAUUCUGUGGGAGGAGGUUUCUAGGGGCACUUGCUGUUCACUUUUAAUGCUGUUGAAUAAACUAAUGACUGUGUCAGUAGGAUGAGUGAAAUUUAAAUCAAAAUCUUGUGUCAGACUUUAUUUCUGAAAGAGCCUGAAACAAAUUCUAGAGCUCUGGCACACAUCUUGCUAGAUGUCUAAAAUGAAUUGCAAAUAUUUCCAUUUACUCAGGCUAUUCAUCUGUCCCUAUUUAGGGGGAUACACCUUUUUUUGUCAAAAAGUGCAGCUUUUCUACCUCUUACCUCCUAUUUUUAUGGUUAAGUAUGUUUCAGUGAGAUUAAAAUGUACUUAUUUUCUCAAAAGACCUAUUUGCCACUUCCAAAGAGUGCUACCUGCCCCUCUACUUCUUUCAAAUGCAUAUUUGAAGAAUUGGAAGAAGCAACAAAUUUGAAGAAAAUGAGGCUCACAGUAUUUAAAAACACAUGCAUAGACUUGCUCUUUAAUUACAGACUUUUUCCUAACAAUUAAAUGUAGAGCUAGCUGUUACUUUAUUGAGUUGGGUUGUGAUAAAAACACACUGGCUAACAGCUACUCUAAAAAUUCCUUUAAUAAAUGCUUUUAGUUAAAUUUUUGCAAGUAAACUCUUUUAGGUCGAGGAUGAAGAAGGUGCAGGAAGCUAACUAGGCACACAACUGUUAGUCAAACUAUAGAAACAUUCUAUACUCUUUUGGACUUCAGAGAGUUUUAUGAUCUGGAAAAGGAGUCAAGAAGCCCAGACUAUUUUUAACCUCAGCUUAAACAAACACUUAAAAAUGCAAGGUAAAAGCACUUUGGUGGUGAUAAAAGAGAUUUUAGUUUGACAUUUUAACCCUAAAGUAAGGUUAGGACUUCAGAUGCUGGGACCAGAUGUACCUCAGGUGAUUUCAAGAGGACUUGUUUGCAGGAUCUGGUUCCCUCCCCAGUACUUGUCCUGGUAUCUGCUCAGACUCCUGGAGACCCUUUUCCCACCCACAUCCCCAGCCAGCUCUCACGCCACAUCCCACAGGCGGCUCCCACACUCUGCAAGCUCCAAACCUGGCCCGGUGAGUCAAACCUGCCCCUGUUGCUGAGGUCUCAGCUCACAGCCCUGCACUUGCUGCUUAAGAUACAAAUGAUUGGUGUGGUGGUUUUCAUAUAAUAACUCAAUGGUUUUAAUACUCAUCUCAGAAGUGGUCGAACUUGGGUUUGGGUCCUCCUUCUCCCAAGGGAUAUUCAAAUCCACCUGUCCCUUCCCAGGCUGUAGGCAACCUCUCAGCCCAUUCUAUUGAAGUUGUGCCAUGGUGCGGAGAAGGAUUCGCAGAGCUGGAGAGGAGAAGCAAGUGGGAGCCUGAUUGUGGCCUACCUAAAGAGAGGUGGGGAGCAGGUAUCUGGCAGCAUUCCUAAGGCUGAUUACUAUGUAAUUUGCAUUAAAACAUCUUUGGAUAAAAAUCAAAACCAGCCCUGGAGGCAGAGUCCAAACCCAGUGCUUCUAUCCACAGGGAGAGGUUGCAACCACCUUGUCCUGGCAGCAGGUGCUAUUUUGGUGCCACCCCAAACCACACCUUCUUCCUCCAGCCACGUCUUUAAAUGAAAGUUGGAGCAGCUGCUCCCUCAUACUGACACCAGAGCCACGUUGAGGAGCAUUAGCCGUGUUCACGACCUCCCAGUCCCAAGUGGGCUUCCUGGGCAUAAGCGCUAAGAGGUUCAGCUUAGCCAAAAUAUUUGGAUCUCAGCAUGGAGGAAGAAAAACUUGAGGUACCCAAUUACCUUCUUUUGGUGAAAAAAUGGGUUCCUGCAGACUGUCAGGUUGGAGGAGGGGAGAAGUCAUGGCUGAUUUAGCUCUGUGUUUAGAGUUGGAAAUUGUUUCCUGUUGUGAUUCUCUUCAGGUAUCCAUGUGGCUUUGAGGACCUUGCCCAAAGUGAAUUGAGAGUGUGUUUCAUUGUGAGAUGUGACUGAAGGACGUGCAAGGUUGACUUCAGCUUUGGAGUGUCCAAUUCUCUUCUGAAAAUUACUGCAGUUUCACAGUCAUUUAGAAGCUGUAGAAAUUUUUCCCCUUGCUUUUCUCUGACUUCUUCUUCUGUAAAAUAGAGAUAACAAUACCUUCAGGACCCACCAUAUUUUAAAAAAGGGUUUGCAAUCCUCUGAAGGACGGCGGGCUGAGCACUGAGUAUUAACUUCCUGAUGAAGAAGUUGGGCAGAUGACAGAAAAGUCAGGAAAAAUUAUGCCUGCUGGUGCCCUGGGUGAGACUGGAAUGUCUUUUAAAGAGACACCUUUUGCUGGCCAUGGUAAGAUGUGCAGAUGAGGAUGUGUGUCAUAUUCUUUAUGUUUAAAAUGAGCAGCUUUCAGCACAUGGGAAUGAGGUUAUUGAAGGCCUGUGGGCUGAUUCAAGUUAUUUAUGAUGGGGCUAUAUAGCACGGGGAAUACAUUUGUCAGUGCUGUUUGAAAGGCUAGACUUUAAAAACUAAAUCAAACCUAGCUCUCUAGACCUUUGCAAGAUAACCCUGGCUAACCACAGCUGACCUUCCUCCUUGACUGGUACGAAAUGUCUCCUCACUCCCCUCCCCACACGGUGCCUUGUUCUGCCAAACUCUCUCUCCCCAGAUGCGAAGUUCUGCUCUGGGUCCGUGAUCUGCUGUGAGGAGUCCUGCUUUGACUUUAAGGCUCAUGGAGGAUCUUCUGUUCCUAGGACAGCAGGUACUGAACUUUUUCUUCCACGCUAUAAAACCCUUGAAGAUACAAAGGUGCGGUUUGUGCACUGAGACUGUGCUUUCCUUCUGCUCCGCCUCUGAAAAGUCAGGGAAGGGAAUGGAGCCAAGUGGUUCAGUGCAAUUUCUGAGUGUGGAGAAGGUGCUGUGUUGUCUUCUCUUUGGCCAGAGGAGGCCAAGUCGGUCGCUGUUUCAGUCCCUUGUAGGCAGUGAUUUUACAGGUCAGUCAGCAAUGGCUGCAGCAGAAAUUCCCAGUUACAUUGUCUCUUCUCAGACUGAGAAACACAGGAGGGCCAGGAACUGGACUGAUGCAGAAAUGAGAGGUUUAAUGCUGGUUUGGGAAGAAUUUUUUGAUGAGCUGAAACAAACUAAAAGGAAUGCCAAAGUUUAUGAGAAAAUGGCUAACAAACUCUUUGAAAUGACUGGAGAAAUUCGCCACGGAGAGGAAAUAAAGAUAAAAAUUACAAAUAUGACAUUCCAGUACAGGAAAUUAAAAUGCAUGACUGAUAGUGAAACUGUUGCACCUGACUGGCCUUACUACAAAACCAUUGACAGGAUCUUAUCCAAAGUGACAGACCACAGCGAUGUGAAAAUGCAUGAAAAUCAACAACCAGGUCCUUCUACAUCACAGACAGAGGCUUCUCAGUCUCCAUCAGCUAAGUCUACACCGCUGUAUUUGCCAUAUAACCAGUUUACAUAUGAAGGAAGGGAAGAAUGCUUUGAAGAUGAACAUUCAGAAAGCUCAUCAAGCUUACUUUCUUACAAGCUGAGAGCUGAAGAAAGACCAGUUAAGAAAAGAAAAAUGCAAAACUGCAGCUUCCAAAAGAAGAAGCUAAAAUUAAUGGAAGCUAUGUUGGAAGAACAGAAGAAGUUGAGUAGAGCUAUGGAAGAAACCUGCAGAGAAGUGCGCAGGAUCCUGGAUCAGCAAAACAUCAUUCAAGUUCAAAGCUUACAGUUACAGGAGAGAAUGAUGAAUCUACUGGAGAAAAUGAUCUCCAAAUCUAAUGUGUAGUUUCCUUUGUGAAUGCCUCUGAGAUUACUAUUGCUACUAUAGAUAACCCUUUAUUGCACACCAUAUGUGUGUCUGUUGCUCUAUUCCCAGGUUUUCCAUGGAAAUUAAAACCCUAGUGUAAUCUUAGUUAAGCAAAAGAAGAGACAAUGCAGGGCAAGAGCUAUCCAGUAUGAUAAAAUUAGUGCAAUAUAUGCCUAAGUUGAAUUAUUUUUAUACAGAAAGGUUAAGGGAUGAAUAGCUCGGGGAACUGAAGUACUGUUUAUGCCUAGGUCAGGUAUUGUUUUGCAAACAGUGGUGUUGUAUAUUGCUUCACAUCAAGGACUACAGCUUGAUCUGUUUUAGAAGAAUGAAACAGUGCAUUUCUAAACAUGGUAAUUGCACCUUGACUUUGCUGAUGAUUAAACCCUGUUUUGAAACAUAUGCCUGAUUGUAUAAGUGACCUACGGUUUUUGUGAAGAGCUAGUUGGGACCAUGAGGUACAUCCUUUUAAACUCCAUGCCUGAUAUGAAUAGUACUCUAAAGUAUUAGGGUAAAAAUAAUCUAUUCAAAUACAUUUUUUGAUAUAAAAAGAACCCCCCCCCAACCACCUUACUAUAUACUGAAUACUAAAAUGUAUAGAAGAUACUUGAAGUUGCUUUUGAUAUUAAACGUUUAAUUUUUUUCAUUAUUAACUGGAAUCUGUUGACUUAAACAACCAGCAAUGAAAACUCGCAUUUAUUCUCUAUCACAAAAGAAAAAAUAUUGUACUGUGUGUAUAUACAUAUAUAAUGUCUAUCAAAUGAAAUAAAAAAAAAAAAGA
Molecule: messenger RNA, 6168 nt
Organism: Pseudopipra pipra
Lineage: Eukaryota; Metazoa; Chordata; Aves; Passeriformes; Pipridae
Gene: MSANTD1
Product: Myb/SANT DNA binding domain containing 1
Biological process (GO): positive regulation of DNA-templated transcription
Cellular component (GO): nuclear body
Source: RefSeq, a predicted model, not a curated record